AUGGACUUGAACCAGAAAAAGAAUACAGGGAAACUAUACAGUCCUGAGAUUAAAGCAUUCGCUCUUUCCCUUUAUUACGUCAGUGGAAAGGCAUACAAAUUGUUGUCAAAAUUCUUCAAGCUUCAAUCCAAAAGCAGUCUGAUGAAAUGGGUAGCUGCAUUUCCAACUGCUCCGGAGCUGACCCCAGCUGCAAAGGAAGCUCUAGCCAGAAAAGUCAAGAUUAUGAGCGAGUCCAGUAAUUUGUGUACUAUCACAAUGGAUGAGAUGGCCCUUAAGGCUGACCUGUUGUACGAUCCUGGUAAAGAUCAAGUCAUUGGUAUUGAAGGUGUUUUUUUUUUGAGAAGCAGCCUCAUUGCAACAUCUGCACUAGUCUUCAUGGCCCGUGGUAUAAAUGAAAACUGGAAGCAGCCCCUGGGAUAUCUUCUAGUCCAUGAAUCCUGCCUCAGUGAUAAGAAUUGUUGGACAUGA
Messenger RNA from Paramuricea clavata, 468 nucleotides. NCBI's taxonomy places the organism in Eukaryota, Metazoa, Cnidaria, Anthozoa, Malacalcyonacea, Plexauridae. The record is from the annotation of a GenBank genome assembly.